CUGGAGUUAUGACAGAUCCAUCGACAAGCUCAAACAGUGUCGGAUGGUGGGAAUGGUUGGGAUGGAAAGGUUCACCGUCAUCAAUUCCAGGCCGUCAAGCUCCGCCGCCGCACACGGAGCCAUCUACAGUACCCACGACAAGUGUCGUUGCAGUUAUGGAGCCAAAAGUGAUAGAACACGUGGAAAUUGUGCCAAUGACCGGAUGGGAACGAUUGAAAUCAAUUUAUGAACGGGAAAAUUCAAUGGAAAAAGAUGUUACUUUUAGGGUAGUUCGGAUGUCAUUUUUGGGUGGUUUUCUUGUCGGUGGAGCAACAGGAUAUGCACAAGCACGUCACGCGUACGAAACGAAUAAUGUCGGCCGCAAAUAUCUGAGCCCCAGUGAUGCGGUAAAGCGGAAAAUCGAUUACGCGAUUGUGCGGUUUGCGAAAGGCGGAUUUGGUGUCGGAUUCAAAUGUGCACUUAUUUCUGGAUCUAUUGUAUUCCUGGCGACACACAUCACCGCGUAUCGUGACAAAUUCGCCUCCUGGUAUUUUCCGGCAAUUUCAGGUGCGACGGCAUGCCUGCUUCACACAGUCGGCGGUGUUUUCACGUUUCCUAUUGGAUUACUUGGAUCGAUGAAGGCUGUCGGAUUGGGUGUCACGUCGGGCCUAACACUAUCAGCAGUUGUCCAUCUCUACGCAAUGGCAAUCGAUAAACCGGUCAACGACGCGUAUCGCCUAUUCAAACGGGACUAUGAAAAAGAGCUGAAAUCGGCGUCGGAAUGGGAUUCCCGGGUGUCAGAGCUGAUGGAAAGAGAGCAAAUCACGUGGAGACAGCAGGCGGUGAAGAAGCUUAAGCAACAGGAUCACGAGAAAAUGGCCAUUUUUGAUGAUUAAUUUAAUUAUCUGAAUAUUUUUUUUUUUUUUGAAUUUUUCAAGUUUUCCCCGUAAUUUUAGGCAUAUUUAGACGUUUUUCCGUUGUUUUUUAUAUGAAAAUUGGUUAUUUUUGCUUAAAAACUGUAUUACUUCAUGUUAAUGGCGAAAUUGCUCUGGAAAUCUGCGAAA
Caenorhabditis elegans is the source of this 1043-nucleotide messenger RNA. RefSeq names its product Complex I assembly factor TIMMDC1, mitochondrial (gene Y38F2AR.3). Gene Ontology annotation, biological process: mitochondrial respiratory chain complex I assembly. NCBI's taxonomy places the organism in Eukaryota, Metazoa, Nematoda, Chromadorea, Rhabditida, Rhabditidae. Gene Ontology annotation, cellular component: membrane. The transcript has 5 exons. The record is from RefSeq and is marked reviewed. The coding region runs from base 9 to 875 and encodes 288 amino acids.